UGUCGGAUUGUUGAAAGAAGAAAAUUAUCUUUCGUUUCACUCUGCAUGUAUUCAUCGAAUAAAUGGCAUAUAUUCGCGUAUAAUGGCGGUUAAGUUGCAGUGUCACUUUGCCGCGACCCGCACUAUCAUACCGGACAAAUGACGGAAGAUGAGAACGUUACGUUCCGUGAUACGGAUAGCUUUCGUUGGGAUUACCGUGUAUUCCGUGCUGUCAUCAGUGCUAAUUUACGUUUUCCUUCAAUGGUGGUCAAUUGGCGUAUUGAAAUCCGGCUCUGAAAAAGGUACCAGCAACAACACAAGUUCCUGCAAGCAAGGACGUCGCCCACUCAACGUACUUUCUCGCGACUUCACACCAAAGGAUGAAAUUGCGUUGCAUGGCUGGUGGCAGGACCAGGCUACGGUCAAGAGUGACGUGCAGUGCUUUAACGAGCCGUGGGCCUUAUGUUCGACUGCAUUUUCCAUAACCUGCAAGCCCACCACAGUGCGAGCUGUCUACCAACAUGUAUCAUUCAGACGGAAUCUCCUGCUACGCAGCUUUCGUCUCAGCGUUCGCGCUUCCGCGGAACAGCUCGAGUCACAGGCAGCUGACUCGUUCCUUGGGGCCUUGGUCCUCGUUAAGCUGAGUGACGGCUCCGAGGAAUUCCACAGUGUGAGCUUCUCUCCGAGCACCAGUACACUGACGCAAAGAGAUGGCCUCUACACCGUGUCGAAGCCGAGCUGCACAAUUUUCACAGCCACAGUCAUGCUCAGCUGCUACGGCUAUGCUGGCACAAUUCACUUCACAGAUGUUGUCUUGACACCCAUCACAGAGCAGGACAAUUAUUGUGGACACGAAAAUUUUGUUGUAGAGUGUCCCGACGUCAUGAAAGACACGCGUUUAAAGCCGAAGAUACGCCACGAACUCGUACUCGGCAAGGCAAAGCCGUCUGCGCGUAAGCGGCACCUCACGAAGGACGUUGCUCUUGUGACGCAGCUUUCCAUGGACAGGCUUCCAGUUUUGCAGCAUACCUUACAGCAUUGGGAAGGACCAGUGUCUCUAGUGGUGCACGUACCCAUCAAACCUGGUCAGCCAGACGACGACUGGCAGAAACUGUACAUACAGAAGAAGCUUCAAAUUCUCAAGCUACACCCCGACAGCCACGUUACGUUGGCGUACGAGUCGGCCGCCUACGGAGAUUACCCCAUAAACGCUCUUCGGAACCUCGCCAUUCGCCAAACCAAUUGCGAGUUCCUCCUCCUGGCUGACGCAGACUUCCAGCCCUCUCCAGACUUCCACAAGCACUUUCUUCUUGCCACGCGUUCCCUCUCCGGUGCAGACAAGACGGCCUUUGUUGUGCCAGCGUUCGAGUACAUUGACACGCCGCAAAAAUCCGACGGCGUUCCGCAGAGCAAGGACGAGCUCAUGCAGCUGCUGCACCGCCAGGAUCCCUUUGUUCAGCCGUUCCGCCAGGACGUAACCCCCGACUCUCAUCGCAUGACCGACUACUGGAAGUGGUACCGCACGGAUCGACCGUACCAGGUUUCGUCGUUCAGCGACAAGUACGAGCCGUACGUCGUGCUGAAGAACACUGUUCAGCUGCCCAUGUUUGACGAGCGGUUUUCAGGGUACGGCAUGAACAAGAUCACGCACGUGACGGAACUCUUUGCAGCGGGCUACACGUUUUACGUCCUUCCGGAUGUCUGGCUCAUUCACGUUCCGCACAAGCCGUCUGCUUACUUUGUCGACCACGUCCAGAAUCCCCAGCAUCGGUUGAGAAACCGAGUGCAACGGUUCGAAUUUUUAGUCGAGGUUCUUCGGAGGUACGGUCUCGGAAGUUGCGGCACCAGGACACUUGUGUCGCAUUGAUUUUUGAGGAUCCUAUUUAGGACAUACGUACAUUCUGCGUGGUAGGCAUUCCGCGAUGAACACUUUCUAUAUGAGGCACUCCUUGUGCUGCUUUCACGUGGUGGAGCGUGAUGUCAACAAGAGCAGCGAGCGUCCCAACAUCUCCUGCUUUCCCGUUUAAAAUCUUGCAUCAUUGUAUAGGAUGUAGCACUUAUGGACGUGGGUAUACACCACCACUCUGGAAAAUAUGGAAGAUACUCAGUGGCAAAAGUUUUCUCAGCAGAGGUUGUGUGCCGCAAGAAAUAUGAAAGCACCGAUUGGUGUCACGUACACGGGCCCUCUUGUAAUGUACAAUGUUACUCAGUCCUUUAGGAAUCUUCGAAAUGACCUUUACAAAAUAUAGAUGCCAUCCCGCCAUCCGGUUUUGAUGUAUCCUAAAUAUAUUCAAGGGAUAUUUAUA
Messenger RNA from Ornithodoros turicata, 2285 nucleotides. RefSeq lists its product as uncharacterized. The coding region runs from base 149 to 1846 and encodes 565 amino acids. Gene Ontology annotation, molecular function: glucuronosyltransferase activity; xylosyltransferase activity. The transcript has a single exon. Gene Ontology annotation, biological process: protein O-linked glycosylation via mannose. Lineage: Eukaryota; Metazoa; Arthropoda; Arachnida; Ixodida; Argasidae. The record is from RefSeq and is a predicted model, not a curated record.